Tachysurus vachellii is the source of this 2236-nucleotide messenger RNA. Its product is annotated as solute carrier family 2, facilitated glucose transporter member 5-like. The record is from RefSeq and is a predicted model, not a curated record. Lineage: Eukaryota; Metazoa; Chordata; Actinopteri; Siluriformes; Bagridae. The transcript has 12 exons. Gene Ontology annotation, molecular function: hexose transmembrane transporter activity. Gene Ontology annotation, biological process: monosaccharide transmembrane transport. The coding region runs from base 129 to 1646 and encodes 505 amino acids. Gene Ontology annotation, cellular component: membrane.
CCCAAACACUGAUGCCAAUGUCCAAAGUGCAUUUUUAAAAAAUGCAGGCAUUUAUCUCACAUUCAGAGUUUAUAUUAGGAGCUAUUUGCAGUUAAAAUCUGUCUUUGUUAUUGUCAAAAGUCAUCUAAAUGGAGGACCUGAGUGAAAGAAAAGGAAAACUCACUUUGCUGUUGGCUUUUACGACCCUGAUCUCUGCAUUUGGCUCGUCUUUUCAGUAUGGCUACAAUGUGGCUGUUAUCAACUCACCAGCCCCAGACAUGAAGAGUUUUUACAUCAAUGUGUUUGAGAGUCGCAAUAGCACAGUCACCAACGAUAUGUUAACUCUGCUGUGGUCCCUGACUGUGUCCAUGUACCCCCUGGGGGGAUUCUUUGGGUCUCUCAUGGUGGCACCACUGGUGAAUAAUUUUGGAAGGAAAGGUACCUUGCUGUUCAACAACAUCUUCUCCAUCGGCCCUGCUAUAAUGAUGGGUGUGAGUGAGGUGCUGGGAUCUUUUGAGAUUAUUAUCGUGGGUCGUUUCUUUGUGGGCAUCUGUGCGGGCAUUUCAUCCAAUGUGGUGCCAAUGUAUUUGGGAGAACUGGCCCCAAGGAAUCUCAGGGGAGCUAUUGGGAUUGUGCCUCAGCUUUUCAUUACUAUUGGCAUUCUCACUGCCCAGGUGUUUGGUAUCCGAAAUAUUCUUGGCAACGCAGAAGGUUGGCCCAUUCUUCUGGGUCUCACUGGAGUUCCUGCUCUCAUCGAACUGCUUCUGUUGCCCUUCUGCCCUGAGAGUCCUCGCUACAUGCUCAUUCAGCGCGGUGAUGACAAUAAUGGCAAAACUGCAUUGCAGCGUCUGAGAGGAUGGAAGGAUGUAGAAGAGGAAAUGGCAGAGAUGCGACUUGAAGAGCAGUCAGAGAGAGCCGAGGGCCAGCUUACUGUGCUCAAGCUCUUCACCUUCCGCUCUCUGCGCUGGCAGCUGUUGUCCAUCAUCAUCAUAAACAUGGGCCAGCAGUUAUCAGGAGUGAAUGCCAUUUAUUACUAUGCGGACAGCAUCUUUUCUUCAGCUGGAGUGAAAGAGGACCACGUUCAGUAUGUGACUGUUGGAACAGGAUCUGUAAAUGUCCUCAUGACCAUUGCUGCAGUGUUUAUAGUGGAAGCCUCUGGCAGGAAGCUGCUGCUUCUGAUUGGGUUUGGGAUCUGCUGCGUAGCCUGUGUGAUCCUUACUGUAGCUCUCAGUCUGCAGGACACCAUGCAGUGGAUGCCCUAUGUCAGCAUUACCUGUGUCAUCAUUUAUGUUAUUGGUCACGCCAUAGGACCAAGUCCAAUUCCCACCGUAAUUACCACUGAGAUUUUCCGCCAGUCCUCAAGACCUGCAGCUUUUAUGGUGGCAGGCUCUGUACACUGGCUGUCAAACUUCACCAUAGGCCUGGUCUUCCCCUUCUUAGAGAAAAACCUGGGAGCCUUCAGCUUUAUCGUCUUUGCUGGAAUCUGCCUGGCCACACUUAUCUACAUUUGGGUGGUCAUUCCAGAAACAAAGGGUGCCACCUUCUUGGAGAUCAGCAAGCUGUUUGCUAAGAAAAACAAAGUGGAGAUUGUGGUAGAGGAUGAGGAUUGCCAGUUGCAAGAGGCUGGAGUGACAGACCAUGAAAAGGACAUAAUUACAGCAUUCUAAAUACAGGAUGGCUUACUGAGUGUUGUUUUGAAUAUAUAUGAACUUUAGUCUCGGUCUGGAACUCAGUACUCAUUGGUUUGAAAUUGUAUUGUUAUGUCACUUCUCCUUUCACUUAACUGCACUUAGAAUGACUAGAAUGCAGACUGUAGACUAUAAAGGGCAUCAGGUGUUGAAAAACGUUGGCCUGCUGCCUAAAGAACAUUCACCAUACAUCAGCUCAAAACGUAAUUGUAUGUCUGACAUUACAAUAGCAGCAUAAUUAUAGCAGAACAAAUCCUGGCUCUGCUAGUGUUACAUGUGUGCAGCCGUCUGUUUUGGAACCUGAGAUCAGACCAAGACCAAGUUCUAAAAUAUGGUGUAGAAACAUUUGAAUGAAUCAGCAGGAAGUUUCAUAUUCUGUUGACAAGCAUUUUACUUAAUUAUUAAUUAAUGCUUUAUACAAUGUCCAGCAAAUGUUUGGUGUGGUACAUAGUUUAGAUACUCCAUGUAAAAUCCUAAAAGGAAUCUAACAAUAACAUGUACAGUUGAAACCAGAUAUUUACAUACAGUACACUUCAGAAAAAAACACACAAAAACUUUUAUUUCUUUAC